This is a messenger RNA of Anopheles merus, 3045 nucleotides long. It is a transcript of the gene Snmp2, whose product is annotated as sensory neuron membrane protein 2. The record is from RefSeq and is a predicted model, not a curated record. The transcript is spliced from 10 exons. Gene Ontology annotation, cellular component: cytoplasm; membrane. Bases 771 to 2504 code for a protein of 577 amino acids. Lineage: Eukaryota; Metazoa; Arthropoda; Insecta; Diptera; Culicidae. Gene Ontology annotation, molecular function: scavenger receptor activity.
UACUCUAGGAAAGGAAGCACAUAGUGGUUGGGUUGCUUUCAAGAGAGCUUUUCGUAGUCUUCAUAGUGCAGUGCCAGAAGCUUUCCCUGUUUACUACGUAUCGACAGUGUAUCGGCAACGCAUACUAAGAUUUGCAAUCGCAUAGUGAAAGGAUGCAAGAGCACGUGUGCCAAAUGGUGGCGUCCUCGCUUGGAAGCCGCCACACCGUGGAAACGAGGAAAUGUGCAAACGAAUAAUUUAACACGUGGGGAGGGGUGGCAUAUGGUGGAAGGAAAUUUCCACACAAACACGGUCGGCGUACGGCAUACGAAGUUGGUGUGUUGGUGUGGUGACUUUUAUUGUUCGAUUUGUUUCGUCGCUUGCUAACCCGAGUUCGUCGUCUGGCGUCAAGGUCUGAUAGAAAGGAGCGAGAGUGAACCGAGGUGGCAAUAAACAGGCACCCCCGUACAAUUAAUGUUGUGAAAAAAUACCGUGCAAACACUGGAAGCUGCAACUCGAUGGAGCCAACCGCAACGCGUCAACGAGCCAGUUGUGUGUAGCGAACGGAGGGAGUGAUUCCAUCAGCUUGCUGAUCUACAAGUAAAUCAACAAAAGUCAACGACGCCUUCGCUAGCAGGCGAAGAUUAUAAGUGAUCGAGUGCAGUGUAUGUGUGUGUCGUGAUUCGUGAUCGUGGUAUCGUGGUCUGUGUGCGUUUGUGCUCGUGAUUGUGCCAGUGCAGUGAACGGUGUCACGGUGCCAACCGCGGCACACACCGCGAUCCAUCCAAAAGAUGGUGCAAUGCACUCUGAUCUGGGCCGGCAUCGGUGCGAUGAUGGCCGUAUCCGGCGCCCUGCUCGGCUGGGUCGUGUUCCCCCGCGCCGUGCACGAGAAAGUGAUUGAGGCCACAGAGCUACGUCAGGGCACGGAUCAAUACAAGCGCUGGGAGGCGUUGCCCCAGCCGCUAGACUUUAAGGUGUACAUAUUCAAUGUCACCAACCCGUACGAGGUGAUGCAGGGCCGGCGCCCGAAAGUGGUCGAGGUGGGACCGUACGUUUACUUCCAAUACCGACAGAAGGAUAAUGUACGGUUUAGCAGGGAUCGUUCGAAGGUCCACUUCAGCCAGCAGCAGAUGUACGUGUUCGAUGCAGAAUCGUCCUAUCCGCUGACGGAGAACGACGAACUGACGGUGUUGAAUAUGCACAUGAACAGCAUUUUACAAAUAAUCGAUAACCAAGCAAAGGAAACGAUCACCAAUUUUCGAUCGGACGUGAAUAAUACACUCGAAAAAAUUCCCGUCGUUAGAGUCAUUAAACGGAUCAUCGAGCGCACCACGCCGAUCCAAUCGAUACUGCAAAUUGCCGAAGAUGAAACGUACGACAGCCUGCGGCUGAUCAAUGUCGAGCUGAACCGUAUCUUUGGCCGGCCGGACACGAUGUUCCUGCGGACGACACCGAAACAGUUUCUCUUCGAUGGUGUGCCGUUCUGCGUGAACGUGAUCGGCAUUGCGAAGGCAAUCUGCAAGGAGAUCGAGAAGCGUAACACCAAAACGAUUCGCACCAUGCCGGACGGGAGCCUGAGGUUUUCCUUCUUCAGCCAUAAAAACAUGACGGACGAUGGCAUGUUCACGAUCAACACGGGCAUUAAGGAUCCGUCCAGGACGCAAAUGAUUGAGCUGUGGAACGGUCGAACGACGCUCGACGUGUGGAACAAUCGGAGCAGCGGGCUGUCCUCGUCCUGCAACAAGAUACACGGAACGGACGGUUCGGGUUAUCCACCGUUCCGAACCGGGGUGGAACGGAUGACAAUCUUUAGCACGGAUAUCUGCCGCACAGUAGACAUAAAAUUGACUGGCUCGUCUUCAUACGAGGGCAUCCCAGCGCUACGGUACGAGAUUGACAAUAACUUCCUGCACGAAAUAGGACCCGAGUACGGUAAUGACUGUUACUGCGUCAACAAGAUCCCAAAGUCGAUCGUUAAAAGCAACGGCUGCCUGUACAAGGGUGCACUGGACCUGUCCAACUGUUUCGAUGCACCGGUCGUUCUAACGCUUCCCCAUAUGCUGGGUGUUGCCGAGGAGUACACCGCACUGAUUGACGGCAUGGACCCUGAGCCGGAGCGGCAUCAGAUCUUCGUAGACGUAGAACCGUACACCGGGACACCGCUGAACGGUGGCAAAAGGGUGCAGUUCAACAUGUUCCUGCGGCGGAUCGAUGCGAUCAAGCUUACCGACCGGUUGCAGCCGACCCUGUUUCCGGUGAUCUGGAUCGACGAAGGUAUCGCGCUGAACGAGGACAUGGUGAAGCUGAUCGACGACAGUCUGAUGAAGGUGCUCAGCCUGCUGGACGUGGUGCAGUGGGUGCUGAUCGGUGUGGGGCUACUGCUGGCCGUCCUAAUGCCAACGGUGUACUUCGUGAAACGGUGCCGGGGCGAGGGUAGCCGAACGGUUAGCCCGGCCGUUACGGCCACCACGAGUGCAGCCAGCCUUUCGACGGUGGCGGGCGUUACGGGUGAUCGAAGCAAAUGACGCACGUCGCUUACUAUGCUAAGUCUGGACUGAUGAAUCUAGAAGCGGCAGCCGCAGUUUUGGUGGCGGUGUCGCGGUCGGCAGCGAUCAAAAUAUUAAAAAACAAAAGGUGCCAAUGAGAUAGGUGUUAGGUGCACCUGUGCGUAUGUGUGUGUGUAUGAAUGUAUGUAUGUAGAAACGCAUCCCUAGGAUCUACGAGAAUGCGACGAAUUCGUGUGACAUGAAUGUUUGAGAAAGGGAUUUUGGUACGAGCAAAAAAUCAUGCGCUUCCUGGCCUAACGACCGCUGACAAAACUCAAGAGCCUUAAACUCCGAUGCCGUCCAUUAAUCGAACGGGAUUUCUGGGUCGUGAGUCUUGUGAGUUGGUCGUUUUUAAGGUAACGAUCGAGUUUUACAAAUAGCUACCAAACCGACCGAUUGUACUUGCUUUCUUCUAUAUUUCGUUUCUGUUGUUCUUGUAAUGAAUGUGAUUUAUCGUAAGAACGUUAUAGUAAGCAGGAAAUAAAAACCAUAUUUUUCAAUAAAAAUGCAAAAAACUUGA